Molecule: messenger RNA, 1758 nt
Organism: Mercurialis annua (annual mercury)
Lineage: Eukaryota; Viridiplantae; Streptophyta; Magnoliopsida; Malpighiales; Euphorbiaceae
Product: probable sodium/metabolite cotransporter BASS4, chloroplastic
Exons: 14
Coding region: 25-1404 (459 amino acids)
Cellular component (GO): chloroplast envelope
Source: RefSeq, a predicted model, not a curated record
UUUUGUGUGGAUCUUUUACUCUGCAUGAGUGUGUGUAAAACUUUCUUUUGUUCAAUUACGUCCUCUCAAUUUCCAACAGUCUCUCCUGUGAGUGUUUUGGUUGAAUUUUUUUUUUUUAAUUUUCUGUGUUUCACUUCCAUUUUGCUCUCUCGUCAUUUAUCAAAAAUGGCGGGAAUCGUUCACUCUCUAUUUUUCUCGCCGAACUCCCCCAAAACGCCGUCAAUUCGACACCGCAACUCCAGGUUCCGACCAGUAUCAAGCAAUCCGUACUCUUUGAAUCAUCGCAGCUCUUCGAUUCCUCUCCCCUUGAGAAUCAAAGCCUGCCAGAAACCUAACAAGGAAAACAACGACAAAGUUUCAGCCAAAGGCUUAGUUUGGGGACAAUCAUUGUUGAAUUUUGUAGAUAAUAACUUUCUUCCACUAGCUCUUAUUGGUGGAGUAGUAGUAGGACUUGCAAACCCUAGCCUUGGUUGUGUUGCUGAUAAAUAUUCUCUCUCAAAAUUUAGCACAUUUGGGAUAUUUUUCAUUUCAGGUUUGACACUGCGAAAUGCGGAAGUUGGUGCUGCUGUGGAAGCUUGGCUUGUGGGAGUUUUUGGGCUUUGCUCCAUUCUAUUUUUCACACCGUACCUAUCAAGGAUAAUUUUGCAAAUUCAGCUGCAACCUCGUGAAUUUAUAACAGGACUGGCUUUAUUUUGCUGCAUGCCUACUACACUAUCGAGUGGAGUGGCACUAACUCAGCUUGCUGGAGGAAAUUCUGCUCUAGCUUUAGCAAUGACAGUGAUAUCAAAUCUUCUGGGAAUUUUGAUUAUUCCCUUUUCUAUCUCCAGAUUCAUAGGUGCCGAUGUUGGUGUAUCUGUUCCAACUGAGCAACUGUUGAAAAGUCUUGCUCUCACUCUUUUACUCCCUCUUAUCAUUGGAAAGGUUGUUCGCGAAUCCUCCAAAGGUUGUGCAGGCUUUGUUGAUCGAAACCGUAAGCUUUUCUCAAAGUUGAAUGCCAUUUGCCUUUGUUUUGUUCCAUGGAUCCAAAUAAGCAGAUCAAGGUCACUGCUAUUGAUGGUUAGGCCUGAAGUUUUCCUUGUAGCUGUUGGUAUGGGAAUAUUACUGCAUGUCGUCUUAUUUGCUUUCAAUACUCUUGCAAUACGAGGCCUUGCUACUGUAUCUGGAGGCGACCAAUCAGUUUUCGCUAAGAAAGAAAAUGCUGAUGCUUUCGUCCUCGUUACAAGCCAGAAAACUCUUCCAGUUCUUGCUGCAGUAGUGGAACAGCUUGGUGGUGCAUUUGGUGAAUCUGGGCUGCUGGUCCUUCCUUGUGUUGCUGCACAUUUGAAUCAGAUAAUCAUGGACUCAUUUCUUGUAAAUUUCUGGCUGCGAAAGGAUAAUGCAUCAAAAAAUGCCAAGACCGCCUGAAUAAUCGGAAUCCUGACUGUAGUGCUCUCUGUGCAAACCCAUCAUGUUUGUGUUAUAUCACAGGUGCAAAUUGCUUAGAAAAUCUGGUGAUGGGCUACUUCUGGAAGUACCUCUCUGCAAGCCAAUAUAUUUGUGGGAAAAUUACUAUAUCUUACCUUGAUAUUAAGUCAAAACUACUGUUUUAACUGAAUUUUAAAAACUCAUUGUUUCCUUUUCGGUUAUCAAAUACUUAUAUUUCAGGGGGAAAAGUGAUUUUUAAAAUUAGGACGUAAAAUAGUAAUAUUGAACUAACAUCAAGGAAUGUUAGUAAUAUGUUGUAAUUCUUUUUGUCAAAAUGUACAUUAAGCUGUUAAA